Messenger RNA from Phyllostomus hastatus (greater spear-nosed bat), 2413 nucleotides. It is a transcript of the gene MFSD2B, whose product is annotated as major facilitator superfamily domain containing 2B. The transcript is spliced from 14 exons. The record is from RefSeq and is a predicted model, not a curated record. Gene Ontology annotation, biological process: carbohydrate transport. Gene Ontology annotation, cellular component: membrane. NCBI's taxonomy places the organism in Eukaryota, Metazoa, Chordata, Mammalia, Chiroptera, Phyllostomidae. Bases 37 to 1548 code for a protein of 503 amino acids. Gene Ontology annotation, molecular function: sphingolipid intramembrane carrier activity; symporter activity.
AUAGCCCCGGGGUCGCGGGCGCUGCGGCUGUGCGGGAUGGCGGCUUCCGCCGGAGGGACCCAGACCCCUGCGGACGAGGUGCCGGUGCCCGCGGGGGAAGCACAAGCCCUGGAGCCCGGCUCGGACAGCAGAGCUGGUGGCCUCUCGUUCUGUACGAAGGUGUGCUAUGGCAUUGGCGGGGUCCCCAACCAGGUGGCCUCCAGUGCCACAGCCUUUUACCUGCAGCUCUUCCUGCUAGAUGUGGCACAGAUCCCCGCCGCCCAGGUGUCACUCGUGCUGUUUGGAGGGAAGGUGUCUGGGGCAGCUGCUGACCCUGUGGCCGGGUUCCUCAUUAACAGAAGCAGGAGGACAGGGUCUGGACGACUCAUGCCCUGGGUGCUGGGCUGCACGCCCUUCAUCGCCGUGGCUUACUUCUUCUCGUGGUUCCUGCCCCCCUUCACCAGCCUUCGAGGCCUUUGGUACAUGACCUUCUACUGCCUAUUCCAGGCCCUGGCCACGUUCUUACAGGUGCCCUACACAGCGCUCACCAUGCUCCUGACCCCCAGCGCCAAGGAGCGGGACUCGGCCACCGCAUACCGGAUCACCAUGGAGAUGGCGGGGACGCUGAUGGGAGCCGCAGUCCACGGACUCAUCGUGUCCGGCGCCCACAGUCCCCGCAAGUGCGAGGACGCGGACCUCGAGCUCCCGGGGCCGGUCACCAUCUCCCCCGGCGCAGCCUGUCUCUACUCCGUUGCAGCCAUUGCGGUUGCCGUGACUUACCCUGUGUGCAUCGGUUUCCUCCACUUGGGGGUGAAGGAGCGGCCAGACCCCUCUGCCGAAGCCUCCAGCCAGGGCAUGGGCUUCCUGGCCGGGCUGGGCCUCACUGUCCGGCACCCACCCUACCUGAAGCUGGUGAUCUCCUUCCUGUUCAUCUCAGCAGCCGUUCAGGUGGAGCAGAGCUACCUGGUCCUGUUCUGUACACAUGCCUCCCGGCUACAUGACCACAUCCAGAGCCUGGUGCUCACCAUCCUGGUCUCGGCUGUCCUGAGCACCCCGCUGUGGGAGUGGGUUCUACAGCGGUUUGGGAAGAGGAUGUCGGCCUUCGGGAUCUGUGUGAUGGUGCCUUUUGCAAUCCUGUUGGCUAUUGUGCCCACAGCACCUGUGGCAUACGUUGUGGCCUUGGUAUCUGGUGUGAGCAUCGCUGUGUCCCUGCUGCUGCCCUGGUCCAUGCUCCCAGACGUGGUAGACGACUUCCAGCAGCAGCACCCGCACGGCCCAGGCAUGGAGACCAUCUUCUACUCUUCCUAUGUCUUCUUCACCAAGCUGUCAGGCGCAGGCGCCCUGGGCAUCUCCACGCUCAGUCUGGAGUUUGCAGGGUAUGAGGCCGGAGCCUGCAAGCAGACAGAGCAGGUGGUGGUGACCCUCAAGGUCCUCAUCGGUGCUGUGCCCACCUGCAUGAUCCUCACUGGUCUUUGCAUCCUCAUGGUCAGCCCCACUCCAAAGGUGCCAAGCCAGGACACCUCCCGCCGGCUGAGCCUCCGGAGGAGGACCAGUUACAGCCUGGCGUGAAGCACGAGACUUCCACGGGCUGGAACAGCAGGAGCCAGCAUCCUCUGGGCUCAAGCCGCCCCGUUUUCUCGGCCGUUUGUAACCCCUACCUCGCAGCCUACACAGGACCUUCUCCCUGGGACAUGGGGUCUCCAGCGACCUCUCCGGAAGGGACUGGCCUGGGUCCCACCUGUCAUGUCUUGCCCGUUGACCACAGACCACUUCAGAUAAACCCGUGCCCCGACUACCCAGCUCCGGGCAACGUCUGACCUUGGAAAGCAUCCCCACAGCAGCCUGUCCUGAAAGAAGGACGCCCCCACCGGCCUGGCCUGCAGACUCCCCGUGGGGGCACCGGAUGCAACAACUGCUGACCUGACAGGACAGGCACACAGACAGGCCUCGUGUUCCCCUGACGCUCCAGUGGACAUGUGACAGAGAGAGUGACAGACACCACGCGGAUGAGCAGCGGGGGGACAGACGGACAGGCUGGGAUGCUCGGUUAGGAGAGACACAGACGCGGUAGGCCAGCAGAGCCCAGGAGUGCAGAUGCGGGCGGCGGCGGGGCGAGGAGGCCGCGCGCCUUCCCUCUGCUCAGACAGGUCGGCGAUGCAGACUCUAGAGGGGGGCAGACUGCUGUCGAGCCACCCAAGACCAAUCGUUUUUAUGAAGAGUUAUUUUUGUGGAACUAUUUUUUCUGAACGUUUAUAAGAAGUAUAGGAACCACAGCCUUCUAGAAGCUGUAUCUUUAGGGAAGAUCCACUGAAGUUUAAAUUUUUUUUUAAAACAAGUUAGCCCUGGCUGGUGUGGCUCAGUGGAUUGAGCACUGGCUUGUGGACCAAAAGGUUGCCGGUUCGAUUCCCGGUCAGGGCACAUACCUGGGUUGCAG